Messenger RNA from Homarus americanus (American lobster), 4725 nucleotides. It is a transcript of the gene by, whose product is annotated as tensin-1-like. Bases 1 to 3231 code for a protein of 1076 amino acids. NCBI's taxonomy places the organism in Eukaryota, Metazoa, Arthropoda, Malacostraca, Decapoda, Nephropidae. The transcript has 13 exons. Gene Ontology annotation, molecular function: protein binding. The record is from RefSeq and is a predicted model, not a curated record.
AUGUUGAUAUGUGACUUAAGGACGGACAGGAAGAACCACUCCCAGGAACACUUCUCGCCCACUCCUCCUGGAAUACUAAAGACGAGUGUGACUGGUGUGGGUGGAGUGAGCCACACGCUGGGGCCGUUGGACGGGUCCCUCUACGCUACUGUGACCAAGAAGCGUCAGCCGCCGACUGCGUCGCCACACUCACCUGUGUCGCCGCAUGCACCCUUGGGUCACACGCCCUCGCCGCACGGUCUUGUUAACGGCCGCUACGCCGCCUCUAUAGACUCGGGUAUUGCCUCCAGCAACUCGGCGGGCGCAGCGCCCGUCUCUCCACCGACUUCAGAUACUUCCCAGACGUCAGGAGAAUCCCGCGGCACGGCGGCGGCAGUGGCAACGGGGAGGGUGGGUGCCGGGGGGGCACCACCCCUUGUAGAUGCUCGCCAGCUGGAUGAGCUGCUCCAGGGUAUGCUCCUCGACAUCCAGAGCAUCCCCGACCUCCGCCCCAGCCAGACCCCCGCCCCGGACAUAGACUCCAUCAGGUGUCCGGACUUUAGCAUGGCACCCAAGACGGAGACGCGGCCCAGCUUGGCGUCACGGACUUCUGGGGAUAUGCACCAGUACGGCCCACAGCCGCCACACUCCCCCGUGAACGGUUACAGCGGCUCCACCACCCACGACUCCCUUCUAGACACUUCCCUCAGCACCACCGCUGAUGACCUCCCCUACCACGCCCGCACCGACAGUAAACCUUUCAGCUAUGGCGCUGUGACGUCAUCUCCACUCCUGGGGAGACGCCGCACAGCUUCUGAAGGUGGAGAUGGAGCUCCCGCGCCACCUUCACCCUCGAUACAUCGCCGUAACUCCCGCGAGACCUUGGGUCAGGCUCGUGCAGGCUUGGAGUCUCCGCGGCUGGUACGGCGUAUGUCAGGCAGCGUUGGGGGCAGCCCGGCUGAAGGCACAACUGGCACCAGACGUUCUCCGUCACCGUCGCCGUCACCAGAACCCGGGAGUCGUGGUGGGACGUUACAGCGGCAACGGUCACAAACAUUAACCACCCGCCUCAUCUCCGGGGUGGACGGCACACUCACCCGUUCAGAGCACACCAGGUCUGCAUCCAGGCUCGACGACUCCUUCGACUUCCCCAUUGACCAACACAGUCGCAGCUUCAGCAGUACUGGCAGCAAUAACCUGUCAUGGCUUCAGAUGCAACAGCGCAAACUUGCAGAAAGGCGAGAAGCCAAAUUCCGAGCAGAAAGAGGUCCCCAGGAGGCUCGAAUGCUCUCAGAACUCCGCACUCGUAUGAGCCAGCAACAGCGCACAACUGUCACCAGUUCCAAGGAAUUUGAAGAUGGCUACGUUAGUGACUCUACACUCUUGUCGGAGACAUCUCGGGAAUCUUCCCCAGUGAAGACAUUGCCACCUUUAACGAUUAAUACUGGAGUUGCCCCCACCACCCCCCAGAAGCCCCCCAUUGGUCACUCCACUCCAGCCAGGGGCAAUUCAGCUCCUUCAUCACCUAUUCUGCCUAGCAGGUCAGCCUUACGGGAACGCUCUAUCAGAAAUAAUCCACCUCUAAGUAACCAGCGAAGUCUUCCCAGAAAGUAUUCCGACACCUCAGACAGAGAGAGACCUUUUGUAGCUGUUAAGAGAGCACAUGAAAAUGCUAAGCCAAGUGAAUCAGUGGAUUCCUCAGCAGCCUUCAGUCAACUCCAGACAUCUCCACAUGGCCACAUCAACUACUCAUCCUAUUCAUCAACAUCUACUCCUGUGGAUGGUCUUCUAACAACAGUUGUCUCAUCAAAUCAGGAGGGACUGGACUCACUAGAUGCCCUGAGUGCCACCCUAGCCAGUCUGGGCUCCCCCACUCAUCCCCCCACCACCUCUACUACCUCACCGCCCAACCCCAUAAGCAGCACCACCACCACCAUCACGACCACUGCUGUCACCACCUCUGCCGAGUCACAUCCAAUUCUGACGGCUCAAACAUCCCAGAGCCGAGAAGACAGUGCUUGGCAGAGUGAUACAGAGAGCAGCUUUGGUGGGACCCGACCAAUCACCCCUGGUUUCCCUCCUGCAACUCCCACAACUCCUUACCUGAACCAGGGACUUCCACCAAAGAGUCCAACCAUGCAGCGAAGAGCUCACCUUGGCCUGUCUUCUCUCUCAUCUCGACCUACCGUCAAAAAGUCUGCGUCGCUUCCCAGCAAAGAAAUGGGAGUGAGAAGCCCAUCACCUGCCACCUCCCAGACAGUGCGACAAGAAGUAAAUGGCCAUUCCAGUCCUGCUCCUUCCCUCUAUCAUGGCCAAUCACGCCGUUCUUCCCUCACGUCCCUCAGUGAGUCAACCGAGGUCAUCUCUUCGCACCCGAAGUUUGUGAAGGACAUCUCAAAGUAUUGGUAUAAGCCAGCCAUAACAAGAGAUGAAGCCAUCACUAUGCUCAAGGACAAGGCACCAGGCACGUUUGUUGUUCGAGAUUCCAACUCGUUCCCUGGAGCUUUUGGCCUGGCUUUAAAAGUUUCUACCCCGCCACCCAAUGUCACAACCAAGUCAAGUGACCCAGCCAGUGAACUAGUGCGCCACUUCCUUAUUGAACCAACCUCAAGAGGAGUCAGACUCAAAGGCUGUGCAAAUGAGCCUGUAUUUGGUUCCUUGUCAGCACUAGUGUACCAGCACUCCAUUACAGCCUUGGCUCUCCCAUGUCGAUUGAUGCUGCCUGAGAAGGACCCAGCAGGAGUUCCAGACACUGUAGAUAGUGGUGCUAGCACAAGUAGUGGUAGCAGUUCCACUACACAGCUUUUACAGCAGGGGGCAGCAUGUAAUGUCAUGUAUUUACACACAGCAGAUACCGAAAGCCUCACUGGUCCCCAAGCUGUCAAACGUGCAGUCAGUCUCAUGCUGGCUUCAAAAAUAACUCCAACAGUUGUGCACUUCAAGGUGUCUGCACAGGGUAUUACACUGACAGACAAUGAGAGAAAACUGUUCUUCCGUCGACACUACCCUGUAAAUACCAUCUCUCAUUGUGGUUUAGAUCCUGAUGAUAGGCGCUGGACACACAAGAAUGAAGAUGGAACUCCACUUGGAUCUCUCCGAGUUUUUGGAUUUGUGGCCAAAAAGGGAGCAAGUAGAACAGAAAAUCAGUGUCACAUCUUAGCUGAACUGGAACCAGAGCAACCUGCUACUGCAAUCUGCAACUUUGUUACAAAAGUUAUGAUGACUAGUGUGAGCCGACCCAACCUUGUAUAGUUUCAUUGAAACCAUUGGGCAACUUAAGCAACUUGUAUGGUCUGAUUGAAUUAUCUCAAUUAGUGCUAAAUAGUACAUGAAUUUGUUGGAGGCUUGAUUUGGACACAACUAAUGAGUUUUAAGAAUAGGUUGUAUAUACACUAAUGGUAUCUCAAUCUUUUAUAAUGGUGGUGAAAAAAAAUAAUAUAUAUAUAGAAAGAUUAGGCUAGGGAGCAUUUCAAUCAACUUUUCACCAGUGAUAUCCUUCAAACCUGAUUGGGAAUAUGUUAUUUUAGCUUUCCAUAUUAAAACAUAGAAGUUUUAGUUAGAAGAUAAAAUCAGGGAAGACUAAAUGAAAUAGAACUGCCAGUAGGUAAUGAGACUAAGAUUACAAAAUCAGCAUAUGUGAUAUACAUUAUGCAAAAAAUUCAUGACUUUUUCAACUGUGAGGAGCCUCUGUUAGGAAGUAGACUGGUAAUCAAAGUACCUAAGUAAAUUUAUGUAAGGACUGAUUUUGCACAAUAGUGACAAAGUUUCUGCUCAAAAUUAUUUAGAGCAUAUGAAGAACUGUAAAAAUAAUCUUUUGAAUGCAGUGUUGUGUAAUUUUGCACUUUUAAAUAUCAUGUGACUCAUUUAAUGUAAUUCAUGUGUUUAACAAUCAAAUAAAACUUGUCUCAUUGUUUUGCUUUACAUGUGUGUUGCAUAGGUUACAUAACCUACCAUAUGAUUAUACUUUAUUAAUUACUAUAGGCAGAUUUUAAUAUAUGAGCUACUUUCUUGUUUCAUUAAUGUUUAAAAUAUAUUUCUUCUUUGUAGAGUAUGCAAUAAUGACUGUUAAAUCUUGCUUUUAUUAUAAACUUUGAAUCAAUAUGCAAUUCAUGCUCCAAAAAUUAAAUAUUAUUCAUUAACACAUUUGCAAAUAUAUGUAUUAUUUGUAUUUAAUGUAAAUCUGCAUUUAUAGUGUGCAUAAAUCUAAGGUGACUUAACCCAGUGAAAUUCGACAGUGUAAAUUUUGUAUUUAGUGACUAAUCUAGUUCAUCCUUUGUAUUGGCAGUCUCAAGUAUCUGCGUGAAAACACAUGACCAUGUGUCAGUCAAUGUUCCAGGCAUAUUUGAAUGUUUUGUACAUAAUGUCCAUAUGUUUAAGUGAUAGUAAUACAGAACUUUUAUCAGUUUUGAAUAUUGUAAAUCAUUCUUCCAUACUGUAGCUUCCACCUACUGGAUAAAAGACGUUUGAGCAGCACAGUACACAGCAACAGCAGAUUUGUAAAUCUCGCAAAAUGUUCACAGUCAAAAGGUGUUUGUACACCAAUUUUUGGUGGUACAAUUACACAUUUUAAAUAAUAAUUACAAGUGCUAAGUACACAUUUAUAUUUGCCAGAUGAGGUAGAGCAGGUAAGAGGCCUGGCUAAACUAAUAAGGAAGCAGUUAGUUCCUUUAUAACACUUAUAAGGUGCUUCUUAACUCAUGUAAAUGACCUCUUCAUGCUUCUUCCAGAAAUAAAGAACAAUUUCAA